AUGCUCCUCGCGCACCCAUUCCCGCACGCCACACCCAACCCGGAUACUGAGCUCGACGCGGACGCAGCGGCAUCUGCGUUGCUCUCGCCUUUACCGCCUACCACUCCUCCACAGGCCUCGUUCAAUGGAUUUCCAUUCUCUAGCCCUGGGCCGAGCGCGAUACCGUCGGCGGACGUGACACAGAGCCCCGCAGCGCUGUUCAUGUCAUCCUUCUUCUCUCCGCCACCUGUAGCUGCCACACCCCCGCCUAUCGAUGCUGAAGGUCUGGAGAUAUCCGGAUACACGCUUGGAAGGGUUAUCGCGAGAGGCGGUGGUGGAGUCGUUCGUGCCGCCAUGCCGAGCUCCACACUUCACUCAGACGGACAAGGCGAAGUCGCUGUGAAGAUCGUAGCUCGCUCUGCGCUUACACCGCUCGAGCGUACGCGUGCAGAUGCCGAAGUCACAUUAUGGGAAGGCUUGCUACACGAACAUAUACUGCCACUGUUUAACACCUAUCACACGCCCCUCGCCACAUACCUCUUCAUGCCCCUCUGUCCAUCUGGAACGCUCCUCGAUAUCUUACGGAGGGACGGCACGCCUGGCUUACCAACGCCAUUCGCGAGCCACUUGUGGCGGCAAGUCGUCUCUGGCGUACGGUACCUACACGAAGAGGCCAAAGUCGUUCAUGGGGACUUGAAGCUGGAGAAUGUGUUGUUGGAUGCACAAGGCAGUGCACGGAUUGCCGAUUUUGGCUUGGCGAGUCAGAUCAAGGAGGGAGAGCAGGCGCCGAGGAGACAAAGGAGCGUCUUGGUGGCCAGGAAGGACGGCGCUGGCGGGAUGAGCAGGCAAAGGAGUUCGACGAACCAAGGGAUGGGUUCUGGCUUCACAGGAGGGCAUUGGGGAGGGGCGAGGGAGAGAAGCAGCGCGCCUGUUGUGGAUAGUAUGGGCGUCGAAACGGUGUACGAGCUUCCCGCAGGAAGUCUACCAUACGCGGCGCCUGAACUUCUGCAUCCACCUGCGCCCGGCGCACCAUAUGUCCCCGCCACACCGCAAGAUAUCUGGGCUUUGGGAGUCAUGCUCUACGCCCUUCUCGCUGGAAGGCUGCCCUUCUCCGAUUCAUUCGAGCCGAGAUUAACUGUCAAGAUCCUUCGCGGCGUAUACGACCCUCCGCCCGCUGCAGGCCCACUCAUCGCGCGGUGUUUGGCGCUCAAUUCUUCAGCUCGAUGGACAGCCGCGCAGCUAGACGCUGUGGCGUGGACAGCUGAUGCGGAAGGAUCAGUCGCAGAGAGCGAGAUGGCACGCUUAGACGCUGAGGCUCAAGCGGUGUCCGGUGCGGACAGCGCAGCUCUUGAGGCGGACCUUCAGAGUGUCGCUAGUCCGGCGUCCUCGUCUGCGGUGGCGCUUGACCGAUCGCGCUCCCGCGCACGGGUGCCGGUGCAGGAUGUGAUUUACGAGGAUGCGGAUGAAGAACCCGCGCCUUCGCCGUCACGCGGCCUCCUUUCCUCUGCCGCGCUUUCUUUCUCGCCCGUUCGCUCGACUUCCUCUCCACGUACCGGCGCGUUUGCCUCUCCAGCGCGGAUCGCCUCAUCACUCUCCGGCUCCUCGUUCUCUUCGGCUCGCGACCAAAGCGUCUCCAUGUCGCGCGAACGCGGUCGCCUUCCCCAUCUCACCCACAUGAUGCACCGCGAAGUCUCGCGUAGUCCGAGCCCAAGCCGCCCUCCCGCCACACCAACCGAUACACUUCCCCCUUCUCUCGCAGCUGCUCUCACAGCCCGCGACGUCUCGCGUGGUCGCAAAGCUCGCGCGCCGGAGUUGAGUGCGGGCGAUAUGAUGCGUCAUGGUCCCUCACUCGAGCGCCACGCAGCACAUGCGGACGAGCUGGAACGACACGGCGCGCACGCGCCGUACCCGCGGCAAGACAGCGUCGAAGGCCGCCGUCCAUCUCUCUUCCACGAGCGUGAACUCUCGCACGACGGCGGGCGCUACCAAAGCCGCAGCCCCGAACGCCGACGACCGCGGAGCUACCAAGCCUCGCCGCACUCCGCCUCGCACUCCUACUCGCACUUGCACGCUCUACCUAUGCCAAUGCCUAGCCCUGCGUCGGAGAAGUUUAGUCGUCGUGCGGGGUCGCAGCCGCCUGCGCCGUGGCCUGCGUCUGCGGCGGGGUCGAGGCAUGGGGGUGUUACGCCUGCGAGGCGCACGCCGGGGGGUGGGUUUGGGGU
Peniophora sp. CBMAI 1063 is the source of this 2201-nucleotide messenger RNA. The record is from the annotation of a GenBank genome assembly. NCBI's taxonomy places the organism in Eukaryota, Fungi, Basidiomycota, Agaricomycetes, Russulales, Peniophoraceae.